CAAAUGAUUCAAAAUUCAGGCAUAAGUUGACUAACUUGAAAAGUAUUUUCAAACACAACGUUGCCGCUUAAUCGUUUCAAUUCUUCUCUAGUUUUAGUGUUUUCUUUAAUAUAUACUAUGUAUUGACCCAUUAUUGUACACCCGUACAUCUCUUCUCCAAAAAAAGACUUCCGGUUGUUUGUCACAUGAUUACACCCGGACCUCUUAACUCUUUUUCUCUUCAGGUCUUUUUUUUUUUCAACUCAUCUUAGGCAAGCUUGUAUUAUUUAACUAAUUAAUCAAAUUAUGAACGUCCAGGAUAGAAGAAGGCUUUUAGGACCUCCAAAUGCUAAAGUACCCAAAUUGGGACAGUCGUCCGACCCAAACAGCUCACAAGAACCAAUAGCUGAGUCUGAAAAAUCAAACGAUAUAAGAAAUUUUUUCAUUAAAACUGGUUUAAUCAAUAAUGCAAACGGUUCAUCGUAUUUUGAAAUUGACGAUACCAUAAUUGAAGUUGGUGUUUUCGGUCCAAGACCAAUCAGAGGGUCUUUCAUUGAUCGUGCUUCGUUCAGUGUUGAAUGUAAGUUUCUACCAUAUAUCAAUCAACCAAUGAGUCAAAUUUUUAAUAACCAAGAUAAAUCCCAUUUAUCAAAUAUUGAAACAAAAAUAUCAACUUAUGUUGAAACUGCUUUAUUAAGUUCUAUCUUAUUAGAGAAAUAUCCAAAAUCAACCAUCGAUAUCUUUAUUAAUGUCAUAUCUUUUAACUCAAGUAAAAACUCUUUAUUGAACUUAAUUAACUGGACUAUUAAUUCAAGUUCUGUUGCAUUAGUUAAUUCUGGUAUUGAAUUAAAGGAUUUGGUUACUAGUGGUCAAGUUAUUUAUAAUGAAAAAUCAGAAGAAUUAAGAAAAGAUUGUUCGAUAAUAAAUGAUGGAGAUAUAGAAUGUGUUGCAAGUUUUAUGAAUAUGAAAAAUAAUGAAAUUGUUGCAUUUUGGAUUGAAGGUGAUAAAAAUGAAAUUAAUGAAAAUAAAUUAAAUAACUUAAUUAAUGGCUGUAAUGAUAUGUCAAAAAUUAUAAGGCAGAAUAUCAAUUCUUACUUAUUAAACAAUUGA
Hyphopichia burtonii NRRL Y-1933 is the source of this 1089-nucleotide messenger RNA. Its product is annotated as exosome non-catalytic core subunit. The transcript has a single exon. Lineage: Eukaryota; Fungi; Ascomycota; Pichiomycetes; Serinales; Debaryomycetaceae. Gene Ontology annotation, cellular component: nuclear exosome (RNase complex); cytoplasmic exosome (RNase complex); nucleolus. Gene Ontology annotation, biological process: nuclear mRNA surveillance; rRNA catabolic process; U4 snRNA 3'-end processing. Bases 286 to 1089 code for a protein of 267 amino acids. The record is from RefSeq and is a predicted model, not a curated record.